Schistocerca serialis cubense is the source of this 648-nucleotide messenger RNA. RefSeq names its product calaxin-like. Lineage: Eukaryota; Metazoa; Arthropoda; Insecta; Orthoptera; Acrididae. The transcript has 4 exons. The record is from RefSeq and is a predicted model, not a curated record. Gene Ontology annotation, molecular function: calcium ion binding. Bases 109 to 648 code for a protein of 179 amino acids.
AUUAUAUCAAGAUUGUAGCGGAAACUGAUCUGUUAAGGAGGAAGUUUAGUGGAAUGUCAUAGGCUCGACUGUGUUUACUCUUCGGAGUAGCUGUUGUGAGACGACGGCAUGCCGGACACCCUGAACCUGCCACUCACCCCGGAGGAGGAGGCGCGCUUCAAGAGGCGCUACUCGGACCUCAUCAAGAAGCUGGUGCACACCACGCGCUUCAGCAAGGACGAGGUGGAGUCGCUGCUGGUGAUGCACUUCAAGCUGGAGCGCGCUGGCGGUCCUCUGGGCUACGAGCGCGCGGCCGAGGUGCUCUACUCCCUCCUGGGCAUGACGGACGAGCUGCUGACGAUCCGCGUGUGUGACCUGCUGGACCGCGAGAAUGCGCGCAAGAUCACCAUGGAGUCCUGGGUGGUGGGCCUCUCCCUGCUGCUGCGAGGCUCCUUCGAGGAGCGCAUACAGCUCUGCUUCAAGGACAUGGUGCUACUGGUGAUGAACAAGAUGGACCUGGACCGCGACGGAAAGAUCUCGUUCGAGGACUUCCACGAGUCUGUGACGCAGGACCCGCUGAUGAUGCAGUGCCUGGGGCGCUGCCUACCCACACAGCGCGCCGCCUGCAAGUUCCUCAUCACGCUGAGUCCCAAGAUCUGCCGAUACUAG